Colossoma macropomum (tambaqui) is the source of this 3663-nucleotide messenger RNA. It is a transcript of the gene kdf1a, whose product is annotated as keratinocyte differentiation factor 1a. NCBI's taxonomy places the organism in Eukaryota, Metazoa, Chordata, Actinopteri, Characiformes, Serrasalmidae. The coding region runs from base 288 to 1565 and encodes 425 amino acids. Gene Ontology annotation, cellular component: cell junction. The record is from RefSeq and is a predicted model, not a curated record. Gene Ontology annotation, biological process: regulation of epidermal cell division; keratinocyte development. The transcript is spliced from 4 exons.
GGUAGCUCAGGUACAGCAGGAGGGAGCGGAGAAGAGCCGAGCCUUUACCGAGAACCUCCACCGUCAGCUGGGCCUGAAUCCCGCACACGUACCGCAGGGGUCAUGUGAAGGUCCGGUUUAAGGGGUCUGGGUGAAGAUUAGUGACGUAACGGGUGAUCAACGUUAAUUUUCUCUAAAGUAAAGCAGUUCAGCUUCACUUCCGUGAUCGGAGCGCCGAGACGGCGGACUCGCAACAAAACAGCGAGGAUUUCUGACCCGAGCCUAUGAGGUCCUGACCGCGGAGUGCCAUGCCUGGCCACAGCACCGCGCCGAACCACAAGUCCCGCUCCCACGCGCACGGUUCGGGGCGCUGCAGGGCCGAGGGCUACCGACAAGGUCGCACCAACUCCCGGGACAGCGCCACCAGCCAGGACUCCUACCGGGAUCACCACGGCACUGGCCAAGAACUGUACUGGGAUCACCACGGCACUGGCCAGGAACCGUACCGGGAUCGUCAUGCUGCUGGCCAAGACCUGUCCCGGGAUCACUACAACGACCGGCCACGGAUCAUCGACACACAGCCCUCCUACAAGCCUCCGCCGCGCUACGCUAAUGGCCGCAGCUCCGAGACGCUGGGCUUCAUCCCGGGUUCGGCAGCGGCGCCGGUGGGAAGCGGCCGGGCCUGCGGUUCCUGCUCCUCCCUGGGCUGGAGUGGCUGCAGGGCAUUGCUGUGCUGUGUGCUCACUUGUGGCCUUUAUGGCAACCGCCAGCCAUGCUUACCUCCUAACGAGAGUUCCACCGAUGCCCCGCCGAAGUCUGAGCCGGAGCCCCGGAGAGCCCCCAUUCUGGCCAUGACCAAUCCCACCUGCGGCAUAACGCUGGAACCCAGCAAGCCCGCCCAGCUGCCCAGUUCUGAGAGCUUCCGCUACCGUGAUGUCUACCUGGCUGGAAAGAAGGUGGUUUACCCCACCAACUCGGAGGCUCCGGCACGCCGCAGCAGGGCCGCGGGUAAAGGAGAGAGCCAGCGUCCAGUGAGCAACACCAGCAUCUACUCCAGAGAGGACCUGGAUGUGGAUGAUGUGGACGACGGCGGCACAGACAUCGACUCGCUCAUCACCAAGAAGCUGCUGGAGCUUUACAAGCUUCACCAGAUCGAGCAGCUGGCCAAGUGCACGUCGGACCAGUCCUUCUCGCGCAAGACCAACGAGAUCAGCGACCUGAUCAACAGCAUCGCGCAGGACUACAACCUGGAGGAGCAGGAGGCCGAGUGCCGGCUGGUGCACGGCGUCAUACGCAUCAGCACACGCAAGUACAAGUCUCAGAGCUCCAAAGGCUACAGCAACAAGGACUACAGAUCCCAGGAUGCACUGCUCCAGGCCAAUGGGAGGAGGGACGGGACGCUGCCCGACAGCGGGAACGAGACGAUGACCUUCACCUUCAGCAAUGGGGAGCCGGAGGUGCAGGUGUCCGAUUUGACGCCGUCAGAUGAACUGGCCCGGAAGAUGAGAGUGCACAGUGGACGCAGCGCUUAUUACUCCAGCACAGCCAUAGGAACAGACUCUUCAGGGGCACCCCUGCUGUGCUGACCACCCAGCCGGACUACAGACCACUCAGAUGGAUUAGAGACUCUACAACUAAACUGAAGACCACUCAGAUGGAUUAGAGACUGUACAACUGAACUAAAGACCACUCAGAUGGAUUAGAGACUCUAGAACUGAACUACAGACCACUCAGAUGGAUAAGAGACUGUACAACUGAACUAAAGACCACUCAGAUGGAUUAGAGACUGUACAACUGAACUAAAGACCACUCAGAUGGAUUAGAGACUGUACAACUGAACUACAGACCACUCAGAUGGAUAAGAGACUCUACAGCUGAACUAAAGACCACUCAGAUGGAUAAGAGACUCUACAACUGAACUACAGAUGACUCAGAUGGAUAAGAGACUCUACAGCUGAGCUAAAGACCACUCAGAUGCAUUAGACACUCUACAACUGAACUAAAGACCACUCAGAUGCAUUAGACACUCUACAACUGAACUACAGACCACUCAGAUGGAUAAGAGACUCUACAGCUGAACUAAAGACCACUCAGAUGAAAUAGAUACUGUACACAUGAGAUAAAGACCGCUCAGAUAGAGACUGUGUAACUGAAAUAAAGACCACUCAGGUGAAUGUGACUGGGGGCCCCUUAGCUGGAUUGGAUACCAAACGACCUUGGCUAGAAACUGACCAUCUGGACUAGAGACUACUCAGCUGGUGUAGAGUCUGAAUUAGAGACCACACAGUGGGACUUCGAAACCACAUGAAAACUGCUCGACUGGUCUAGAGACCACUCAGCUCAACUAGAGACUACAUGGCAUGAUUAGAGAACACUCCACUGGGACAGAGGCAGCAUGGCAUGGUUGGAGACCUCUCCACUUUAGUAGCAACUGCUUGGCAGGGUUAAAAACUGCACAGCUGGUUUAAAGGCCACUCAACUGGGAUAAGGACCACACACCUGGAUUAAAGACUACUUGGCUGGUUGAGAAAGUGUAUGGUUGCAGUAGAAACCACUCAGCUGGGCUAGAGACCACUCAGUGGGACUAGAACCCCCCUGACUAGACCACACAGCAGAGUAGAUCCCACUCAACAAGAUCAAAGACUACACAGCUGGGCUAGAGACCACACGGCCGGGUUAAAGACUGCACUACAGCACUAGAGACACCACAGCUGGAUUAGAGACCAGUCAUCUGGGCUAGAGACCGCUCACAUGGACUACAGACUACUCGGUGAGAUUAGAAACCACCUGGCUGGAGCACAGACCACACAGCAAGAUUAAAGACUGCACAGCUGGGCUAGAGACCACACGGCCAGGUUAUAAAGACGGUACAACAGUACUAGAGACACAACAGUUGGAUUAGAGUCUGCCCAGUCGAGUUGAAGAUUGUAUAACAGGACCACUCCACUGGACCAGAGAUCGCUCCGUUGGAUUGUAGACUGCUUGGCGGGCCUGAAGAUGACUUAUGGGCUACAGACCAUUUGGCUUGGCUUUAAACCACUCAACUGAACUAGAGACUACUCAGAUGGACAGGAGACCGCUCAGCUGGGCUAGGGUCCUUUCAGCUGGGCUGGAGACCACUCAGAUGGAAACUACACACGGCACCAGCAGUAGCCAUAGAGCCUCCUGUCUCUUCAUUGCUCCAAGCAGCUGUCCAGCCUGUCCAGCAGUGUUGUAUCGGAGUGAGGACGUUGGCUGAGUGCAGGCUGAUGGGAUUAGACUGAUGUUCUGUGUCUGUGACCAUCCUGAGAAGAACCCAGCUCGGUCUGAAGCUGAUAAGCUGGGCGUGAGGAGCUCCUGGUGUCUCCUCCGUCCACCGUGUUUACGACUUCAUCACUGUUUUUAAAAUUACUUUUAUUUUUCCCUCCGUUGUACACGAGCAGCUGACCACCCCGCUGAGGCUGCGUCUGAUAGAUGAGGCUGGACUGACACGUCUGGCUUCGGUUCCUCGCGCUGCUCCUGUCCGUAACCGUCCUCCUGUUACACCAUCCUGAGAUCCUGAGAUCAUUUUCAAAUUCUGUUAUGUUACAAACUGAACUACGUUGUUUUGGCCCACGUUUCUGUUUGUUUUUCACUUUUAUAGCACGUUAUGAUGUUUAUUGUUCUGUUUUGUGUGUUUUUUUAUAAAUAAAACGAUGUUCUGUA